Messenger RNA from Meloidogyne enterolobii, 4858 nucleotides. Lineage: Eukaryota; Metazoa; Nematoda; Chromadorea; Rhabditida; Meloidogynidae. The record is from the annotation of a GenBank genome assembly.
AUGGGAGACCUUUCCUUAGCCUCUACAUCAAGUUCUAUCGGUUUUUCUUCUGAUUUGGAUUCUGAUUUAGCUUCAUUAAAUAGUGAGGUAAUUGUAGCUGAAGCACUUUCACUUAUAAAGGAGGAAAAUUUAAAAGAAAAUUUUGAAGAAGAAAAUAACGUCCUAAAUAAUUUAAUAAAUAAAUUGGAAGCAGGAAACAAAUUGGAGGAUAUUCCAAUUGAAUUAAUUGAAAAAGAAGUUAAACAUAUUCAAAUAGCAAUAGAUAGAUUACAUGCUCGUUAUUAUACUCCUAAACCUUUGGAAAUUGCUAGAGAAGAUGUUAAUUUGUUGAAAUUAUUUGCUUCAAAAGUAACUGAACAAAAAACUCAACUUUGCCAAUUAGCCUCCUCCAUUCAUCAAAACGAAAUUUUAAAACAACGUUUAUUUAAACUUGUAGCUUCCCUAAAAAGAGAAAAGAAUUCACUUAAACGUUUCCACAAAGCUUUAACAACAGAAAUUAACCAAGAAAUUGAGCUUAGAUCCACUUAUAAACAAAUUGUGGAAAGAUUGGGGGAUGUUGAAAAUUUUGUUGUUUUUGAGAACCAAAUGGACCCCCAAAAUUUUAAAUCAAAAGAAAAUUUGAAAUUUUUACAACUUCAAAUUGAAUUGCUCAAAAAACAGUGUAGAGUAGUUAGACAAUAUGUAGAAAUUAGUAUUGAUGGAAGCAAAUGUUUAAGUCCUUCAAAACAGAAGAAAAUAAUUUUGAAACUUUGUAAUAGUGUAACUACUAUAAUUCAGGUAAUUGAUGAUAAAUGGAAAAUUGAAGCAGCAAAUAAACAAGAAACUGAAAUUAAUAAUAAUGAAAAAAUUGAAGAUUUAAUUGAAGAAGAAGGUCCUUCCACUUCCCAAAUAAAAAGAAGAAAUGAAGAAAUAAUUGAAAAUAAAUUAGAAAAAAUAAUUUUGUUGGAAAAAUCGAAAGAAAUUGAAUUUAAUAAAAUUAGGAAAGGGGAAAAAAUGUUAAAGAGGGAAGAAAAAAAUAUUGAAGAAAAAAUUGAGGAUGAAGAAAUAUUUUGUGAAUUUUAUUUUGAAAUGAAGGAAGAAAAUGAAGAAAUUGAAAAGAAAAUAAAAGAAGGAAACAAUUUAAAAAAUAUUAGUAGAAAAAUUUUUGGACGACAAAAUGUUGUAAAAGAAAAGGAAAAAUCUGAAGAGAAUAUUCAACGUAGUAGCAGUAGUAAAUAUUUGGUUACUGAUCCAGCUAUUGAAAAAGAAAAAUUAAUUAAGAAGGAAAAAGCAAGAUCGGAACCUUUAAGUGAGAAACAGAUGAAAUCUGAGAAGAAAACAAAUCCUCGUCUAAUAGAAGAGGCUAAUAUUGCCUUUGAUAAAUCAACAAAAAUGAAAUUUAUGUUGGAAGAAAUGCUUUCGGGUCAAAUACAAAUGCCUUCUACAAAUGAACAAUUUAGUCGUCAAAUAGAAUUAAUUGAAGCAAUAAAUAAAGAAUUGAAGGGAUUGAAAGAAGAAAUAAAAAUGGAAGAAGAAAAAAGUGUUGAAUUAAUUAAAGUUUUGGAAAAAGUUAAAAAAUUGUUGGAAGAAUUUGAAGUCAUUGAGAAGAAAUUUGUGGUUGUUUUUGAAGAGUUUGUUGAAGUAGAGAAGAGAAUUGGAAGACAAAAGGAGGAGGAAAAGAAAGAAAAGGAAGAAGAAAGGAAGGAGAAGAAAAGGAGAAAGGAAGAGAAGAGGAAGAAGGAAAGGGAAAGGAAAGAGGAGGAAGGGGUUGGAAGGAGAAGGGAAGAGGAAAGAAUAAGGGAAGAAGAAAGGAAAGUUGAGGAGGAGGAAAAGAAAGAGAAGGAAGAGGAAAGGAAGGAGAAGAAAAGGGGAAAGGAGGAGAAGAGGAAGAAGGAGGAGAAGAGGAAGAAGGAGGAGCAGAAAGAGGAAGAAGUUGGAAGAAGAAGGGAAGAGGAAAGGAAAAAGGUGAACGAAGUUGGAGGAAGAAGAAGCGAAGAGGAAAGGAAAAAGGAAGAGGAAAAUAAACGAAUUGAAGAGGAAAGAAUAAGGGAAGAAGAAAGGAAAGUGGAGGAAGAGAAAAAGAUGGAAGAGGAUGAAAUUAAAAUGAAAAAGGGAAGGAAAGAGGAAGAUGUGAAACAAAUGGCAACUGAAAUGAAAAAGGUGAAAGGCGAAAGGAAAAAUUUGAAUAAAAAGGAAGAGGAUGAAAUGAAAAAGAAGGAAGUUGAAGGAAAGAAGGAAGAGGAUUUAAAACAGAGGGAAGAGAAUGAAGAAUAUAAGGAAGGGGAUGGAAGGAAAAUAAAGGAAAAGGAAAGGAAGCGAGGGGAAGAUGAGAAGAGGAAAAAGAAAAUAGACGAGAAGAGAAAGGAGACAAAAGUCGUCGACCUCCCACAAGUUGAAGAAGUUAAAUCUGAGGAAAUUGAUAAAGAAGCCUUAAAACCGUCAAACUUGGGGCAAAAAAAGGAAGAUGAUUAUAUUGAGGUAAUAUCGUUAUCAAACCAAAAAAGAAAGGGGGAAGAAGAAGAAGAAGAAAAUAUCUCUAAGGCUUUACUUGAAGUUAAAGAACCUCUUAAAGUUUCAAUAACAACGACUAACAUUGCUUUUGAAGUGCCUAAAGAGCCAAUCUCUUCUCUUGUAAACAUCUACUCUUCUGGACUUUCUUAUGAAAAAAGAGUAGCUUCAAAAAGUGAAACUCCAAUUAAAGUUCCUGAAACAAAUAAACAAUCAGAACUUAAUCCAAUACCUUUGGAAAUUGUAAAGAAACAUGUUGGUUAUUAUGAACAAUUAAAAAUGAAAGAGGAUACAGAGAUUGAAGGAAGGAAGCUUGGCACCACAGAUAUUUUAUCUGAAGCAACUGAGGAACCAAAAUCUGUUGGCGUUGGUUCUUCUGGACGUUCUGAUGUACAGGAUUCUUUAAUUUCUCAUAAAACAACUAAACAACCAGAAAUAAAGCCAAUACCUUUAGAAACUGAAAAGAAGCAUGUUGGUUGUUACGAAAAUCUUUCACAGCUUUCAAUUGUUCAAGAAAAGAAAUCUGAAAGCCUCUUAUUUGAAACUUGCAAAUCAACAGAAUGGGAUAAAUCUAAAAUUGAUCAAUUUGUCAGUAUUUACUCUUCUGGACAAUCCUUAUUUGAAACUUGCAAAUCGAGUGAAUUGGAUAAAUCUCAAAUUGAUCAAUUUGUUAAUAUUUACUCUUCUGGACGUUCUGAUGAAGUUUUUACUUCAACAAAAAUGGAAGCACAAAAAAUUGAAGUUCCUUCCAUUAGCCAAGUUUCAGAGACUAAACGACAAUUAGAUAUUGACUCUGUCCCAAUGGAAGUUGAAAAAAAGAAUAUUCUUAGUUAUGAACAUUUAACAAUAAAGGAAGAUGAAAAGGAUAUGAAGCCAAAAAUAAAGGAAGAGGAGGAGGAAGGAAAAUCUUUGGAACAUCCAGGACUUUGUUUAGGUGAUUUUAUUGGAGAAAAGAAGGAAAUGAGGAAGAAGAAAAAAAAAAAAGUAAAGAAAGGGAAAGGAAGAAGGGAGGAAGAAGUAAAAGAAGAAAAUAAAGAAGUAAGGGAAGUGGAAGAAUUGCAACAGAAAGGCUCUGCUGAGAAAGAAAUUGAACAACAGAUUGUUUUAGAGAGUGAAGAAAUGAAAGAACCUGGAAGGGUUGGAGAGGAAGGAGGGUCUUUAUUAAAAGGAGGCUCUUUGUUAACUAAAGGAAGAGUAUUGGAGGAAGAAAAGAAAGAAAAAGAAGAAGAGGAGGAGAAAAAUAAGGAGAUUGAGAUGUCUGAAAGACUUCCUUCAUUAAUUGAACCUUCCAAAGAGAUGACAGAAUAUCCCGAAAUCGACGAAGCUUCUUUAAUUUCUCAUAAAACAAAUAAACAAGAAGAAAUGAAGCCAAUACCUUUGGAAGUUGAAAAGAAGCAUGUUGGCUAUUAUGAAAAAUUAAAACCUUCAAUUAUUGAAGAUAAAACAAAGACAGAAAAAGAAGAAAUAUUAAAAGAAGCUUUAUUAAUUGACAGACUUCCAGAAACAUUAAAACAAAUAGAAAUGAAGCCUAUACCUUUGAAAAUUGAAAAUAAACAUGUUGGUUAUUAUGAAAAGCUUCCUUCUCCAUCAGUUGUCCAAGAAAAGAAGCCUGAAGACACGGAUCUUUUGCCUCCUACUACACCCUUCAAGGAGGAAGAGAAGAAGAUUGAAGAAAAAGAAGGCUUUUUAUCAUUUGAAGGAAGAGUAUUGGAUGAAGAAAGGAAGGAAAAAGAAGAGGAGAAAUUGAAGAAGCCUGAAUCUGUUGACUUGAAAGAAGAACCUUCCAAACCUAUUUUAGAGAUGGAGGUGAUUAGAGAAAUUGAAAAGGUUGAGGAAGGGUCUUUUCCGGAAGGAAUAAUAGAAGUGGUAGAAGGAGAACAAGAGAAAAAGGAAGAUUUUGAGGAAGAAGAAGGAGAAAAGUCAAAAGAAAGUUUUCCUAAUUUAGAGGUAGAACAGAAGAAGGAAGAAUUUAUUCUCUCAAAAGUUGAAGAAAAGAGUGAUUUUGUGGAAGAAAUAAAUUAUGAAAGAAGAAAUGAAGAUUUUAAGUCUAGUUUGGAGCAGGAAGUGAUUAAAGACUUGGGCAAAGAAACAGACUUCUUUUUAACUGGGAUAAGGGAGAAAGAGAAGGAUGAUAGUCUACCUAAAAUACUUUUAGAGAAUGAAGUAAAUAUUUUUAAUAUUUUCCGGAAAAUACAAAAAGUAAAUAUUUCAAAGUAAACUGUAUUUUAUGGAAGAUAAAAAUACAUAUGUAUUUUCCGGAGGCAUAUAUUCUUUUUUCCGGAAGCUGUUUUCCACUGUAUUUUAUCUAAAAAUACAUUUUAUGUAUUUUCCGGAAACAAUUAUACCUACUUUUAUAUUUCCGGAAGCUAUU